Messenger RNA from Penicillium oxalicum, 1290 nucleotides. Its product is annotated as glycoside hydrolase family 64 protein. The coding region runs from base 1 to 1290 and encodes 429 amino acids. The record is from RefSeq and is a predicted model, not a curated record. NCBI's taxonomy places the organism in Eukaryota, Fungi, Ascomycota, Eurotiomycetes, Eurotiales, Aspergillaceae. The transcript has a single exon.
AUGGCGACACUGGACUUUGCUCUGAAGAACGAGACUGGCUCCAAUACAGUCUAUGCCUAUAUCACCGGCUAUGCCAUCGACCGCAAUAAUGCGCUUGUUUUACUGCAGGCCGACGGCAAGACGCCGUAUUAUCCAAAGUCACCUUCACAGACUCUCACUGCGUUGGAUCAAGAUUGCGCGAUUCCACUCGGCCCUCCUGGAAGUACCAAAACAAUCUCGAUCCCUCACAUGGCAGGAGGACGCCUGUGGUUUGUGUGCGAUGGCAAACUCACUUUCUAUGUGAAUCCGGGACCUGCACUCGUGGAGCCCUCUUCCUCGAAUCCAUCCGAUCCCAAUUACAAUCUGUAUUGGGAUUUCUGCGAAUUCACGUGGAAUUCUUUCCAGCUAUACGCCAACGUCACCCUGGUUGAUUUUGUGUCAUUGCCUAUUGCGCUGACCCUGACCACGACGUCGGGUGCCACUCAUUCGGUCCUGGGAUUCCCAUCAGAUGGUCUGGAGACGAUCUGCUCCGCUCUGCAAGAGCAGAAUGCCAAGGACCACGCUGGAUGGGACAGGCUGAUCAUAUCCAACAAUGGGAAGCAUCUCCGCGCCGUGUCCCCCAACACCGGCAUUGUUUUGGACAAUACGCUCUUCAAGAAUUACUAUGAGCCAUAUGUGGACAAAGUCUGGGAGAAAUACUCGGGCGAUAGCCUGACUGUCAACACACAAGCUGGCGCGGGGGAUCUCAAGGCCAAGGUAUCCGGGGGCAAGCUCGCUUUUACCUCUGAGGAUAUCUCAUACGAGAAGCCCUCUACUGCAGACAUCUUCAGCAACAGUUCUGGCGCCUUUGCCGUUUCGGGUAAUGGUACGAAAGAUGCCGUUACUGCAAGACUGGCGGCUGCAUUCAAUCGAUCCACAUUGUUGAUUGACUCGGAGCAACCGAACGGCGAGACUGUGGCCGACUAUUACCAGGAUCCCGUGACAAACCACUACUCGCGAAUCUGCCACGAAGUCUCUAUUGAUCACCGAGGCUAUGCGUUCCCUUAUGACGAUGUGGCUCCGAGCAAUGGUCAAGAUCAGUCCGGAAGUGUGUUUGACUCGAACCCGAAACUGUUAACAGUCACGUUGGGAGCCCCGGGCGCGGGUUCAAGCAAUGCAACAUCCCAGUCGGCCCCAAAGGAAGAGACGCCCGUCGCGCAUGAGACACAUUCAAGCCCAGCCCCCGAGCAACCGAACAAGAACAGGGACAAGAAGAAGAAAUUGUUUGCCGGGUUGAAACAGGUCAUGCAGAGGCUGUCCCAGAACAAGUAG